CAAGGUUUGGGGGCAAGGAUCUCUGUUUGGGUCUGGUUGCCUAGGCGAGGGGAGUCAAUAACAAACAUUUGUCGUUUUCACUCAGUUCAAAUGUUCAAUUCCCAAUGGAAUUUUUCAAAACAAUCCGUCCAAGUGCAUAAAUGAAUUAUGAAUGUUUUGUUUGUGUUACUGAUCACAACUCUGCUCAUCAGCUCUUCUUGGUCUAAGUAUGAAGAAGGCCGGAUUAAAACAUUUGAGAAAUGGGCAUUCAUUGCAAGAUUUUGUUUUUUAUCGAGGGAAGGCACAUUUGAAUAUUCAAUUCAAUACAACAAAGAAUUUAGUGUACAAAACUUACUAUUGUAUCAUGAUUCUGACACUCAAUGGACAGCGGUUUACAAAUCUAACAAGACUUGUGAGCAAAAAGAAGCCGUCCUCGAUAGAAAGUUGAAUCAAAUAAUUCCUCUGACCCAGUCUGAUUUAGGCUCUGGGUGUCGGGAAAGAAAGACGAAUACAUCCAUUGUGGUGCAAUGCAAUCAAGCCAGAACUUUUCGAAGCGCAAGGGAAAGGUGGUGGUUUCUUGCAGUCAGCAACUGUAAUUCUUCCAAGGGAUUGGAUUUGUACUACAGGUUUUUGAUGACUAAUGGCCCACCCGAUGACUAUUGGCACGAACAUUUCUCUGCUGAUGAAUUCUAUAUCCUGCCAAUGCUUAUGAGCUACUUUGUAAUUUACAUGCUGCUCAUCCUUGCUGUGGUCAUGUGCUCGAUGGAGCUUAAAUCGAGGCAAAUGCUGCAUUCAACCUACAAAGUCUAUGCAUUUUCUGUUUAUUUGCAAACACUCGGGAUUUUUCUGCAGAUUAUCGCUUACAUCCGGUUUGCAUUUGAUGGCAUUGGUCUGCCCAAGUUAAAAACUUUAGGAAGGCUGUCGGAAUCCGCGAGUGAAGUAUUGUUUUUAGUUGUGCUCCUUUUGAUGGCAAAAGGCUAUACAAUUACCCGAGGCCGACUACGUAUGGCAUCAACAGUGAAACUAACAAUUUUCAUAUGUCUAUAUGUUGUUACAUUCAUAACUAUGUUUGUUUAUGAAAAAUUGUUUUUCGAUCCUGGAGAAGUGCUAUAUCUAUAUGAAUCACCUGCUGGAUAUGGUUUAAUCGCUCUAAGAAUUAUUGCAUGGUGGAUGUUUGUUUAUUCAACUGUUUUCACUCUUAAACACUACCCAGAGAAGGGCGCAUUUUAUUACCCCUUUAAUUUGGUCGGCACUAUGUGGUUUGUGACUGGCCCAGCUUUCAUCUUGACAGCAAACACAUUGAUUGACAAAUGGGUGAGAGAGAGUGUUGUCUGUGCACUGAACCACUUUGUAGCACUUGCUGGGCACUUACUAUUCUUGGUAUUGACUGUCCCGAACAGAGCGAAUAAAAACUUCCCGUACCAUGUCAGGACUACGCAAAUUGGCAUUAUGGAAGUAGGUGACGGUGUCUUGGGCACAAAUACCCUGGACCAUUUUGGCCAUCAUGCUUAUGCUCCCGGUGGUCCAAUGGCUCAUAUACCUUCACAGUGGCAUCACGUUCCUGUUGAAUUAUUCACGAUUGCAAGCACCAUACACACAGAAUCAUCUGUUGUAUCCACAUCCUUCAGACCCCACCCGAGACCAAGAGAUGAGUAUUCACAAAAUUUGGUAAUCAGGCCAGAAGAAAUUUCACCACUUGCUCCCCCAACACAGGUUUGUGAGGAAAACGAUGAUUUGACAGAUAUGCAAGAAAUGAGCCUGAAGGAAAAUGACAAAGGGCCUAAACAAAAGAAAGAACAGUCUGUGAUAGAGAAAAUAUAAAUUAAUGAGUUCAAAUUUUAUUCGUAUCUUGUAUUCUGUCUGAUUAACAGUUUGUACCUUUUUAAAAAAUAAAUAGUCAUAUUCUGCAUU
Messenger RNA from Cimex lectularius (bed bug), 1890 nucleotides. Its product is annotated as transmembrane protein 145-like. Gene Ontology annotation, biological process: G protein-coupled receptor signaling pathway; response to pheromone. Lineage: Eukaryota; Metazoa; Arthropoda; Insecta; Hemiptera; Cimicidae. The transcript is spliced from 12 exons. The coding region runs from base 148 to 1800 and encodes 550 amino acids. The record is from RefSeq and is a predicted model, not a curated record.